GCAUUACAUAUUCUGAGACUGAGCAUUAUGCAGCAGAUACACAAACCCUAAUUAGCUACGAUUGAAGAACAAGGUCCAGAAAAUCCCCAAAUCGAAACUCACUUGAAUUGAAGGCUGAAACCCUAAUUGGAGUGAUUGUGAACUCUAAACUCUGAAUUGUCACCGUCCAAUGUCCAUGGAUGCGAAGGAAAUCCUGGGAUUGCCCAAUAGUUCCUUCCUUCAAGCUCAGGAGGAGAAGAACUCUCAACCUCAGAGAAAACCAGAUGGCAUGUCGAGGGAGGUUUAUGCGCUUACUGGUGGUUUGACACCUCUUAUGCCUACCAUUGAUCCCUCUCAAUUGAAGAAAAGGCCACCCUCAGAUGAAAAGGUCAGUUGGCAAUGGCUUCCGUUCACGAAUUCUGCCCGUAAAGAUGAUCUUCACCUUUACCAUUGGGUUCGAGUUGCAAAUGGUGCUCCACCAGCAGGGGAAUAUUCUUUUGCCAAGUAUAACAAGUCUGUUGACAUUACAAGAUACACUGAUGAGGAGUAUGAAAAGCAUUUGGCAGAUCCUAAAUGGACCAAGGAGGAGACAGAUCAGCUAUUUGAGUUGUGUGAGAGAUUCAAUCUCCGAUUUAUUGUAAUAGCUGAUAGGUUCCCGUCAUCUAGAACUGUAGAAGAAUUAAAGGAGCGAUAUUAUAGUGUAUCUCGAGCUAUAUUAAUUGCUAGGAAUCCAUCUUCUGGGGACGUUGCAGUGGAUCCUCUCGUUAAGGAACCAUAUAAUGUUUCACAAGAGUUGGAGCGGAAACAAGCUUUGUCUCUGGUCCUCUCUCAGACAAGGCGGCAAGAACAAAGAGAUGACGAGGUGCUUGCUGAAGCAAAAAGAAUAUCCGAGUUGCGGAUGGCAGAUAAGGUCGCCAAAGAAUCUGAGUUGGUUACUGCUUCAAAUGCUGGUGCAGACACUACAGAGAGGGGUACUACCGGUGAAACUGCAUCUCCACCAAAUAUCCAACCUCCACCAACUGGUGUGCCUUCCACAGUAACAAUAGAUAAUGCAUCUACACUAGCUUCUCUUCGCAUUCUUCGCGUGUAUCUGAGAACCUAUGCACUUGAGCAAAUGGUGCAAUCUGCUAGCUCAUCAGCUGGACUUCGGACUAUCAAACGAGUUGAGCAAACUUUGCAGGAACUUGGGGUCAAUUUGAAACCAAGGGUUCCCACGAAAGGUGUUUGUGCAGAGCAUCUUGAACUAAGAAAAGAAAUACUAACACUGCUGAAUCUUCAGAAACAGCUGCAAUAUAAGGAGGCUGAGGGUUCGUCUUUUCGUGAUGGGUCAUACAAUGAAACACCAGGAACACCAAAGCGUUUGCCUCGUGCUGGGGAUCAGGAUCGGACAUUUGUUCCUGACAGUACAAGUUUUGGAGGGGAAAGGAUUGGCAAAAGGGAUCAAAAGCGCAAGGCGCCUGGACGGCUUUCAGAAGCUCCAUCACCAGUCCAAUCUAAAAGACCUAGAAAACAGAAGGCCUCAGAUCUUUAGUUCCUCUAGUGGCGAAAGUGGAUGUUUUAAUUCGAAGGUUCCUUUAAUAGGAAUUAUUGUUAAUAUUGUUGUAAGCAGCAGUGAACUCUAAGCACCUGCAAAUUCUGAUUGUUGUUAGUUUCAACUAAUUGCUAAACGGAGCGAUGAGGUUGGCAUCUUCAUGAUGUAUGGCCCCAUUGAGAAGCUGAACUUUAUUUUUUGUGAUGGUAAAGCUUUGUAACAGUAUUAGGCAUAUGUAAAUUUUAGGAUUUGUGAAUAUUCCAGAUGUCUGCAGGAGCUUAAAUUUUCUGUCAGAACAGAUUUAGCUCAAAACAAUUAUUUCGGGAUGUAGAAAUUGGUUUGUCUUGGGAAGCUGAUGGGAAAACCCCAUGCCUUAGGGAUGAGCAAAUUGGAGAGUGAAUAUAGAACCAAAACAUGCAAAUAAUCUUUCAUUUUCUCCCUCA
This is a messenger RNA of Lotus japonicus, 1953 nucleotides long. RefSeq names its product SWR1-complex protein 4-like. Bases 170 to 1510 code for a protein of 446 amino acids. Lineage: Eukaryota; Viridiplantae; Streptophyta; Magnoliopsida; Fabales; Fabaceae. The transcript is spliced from 17 exons. Gene Ontology annotation, molecular function: transcription corepressor activity. Gene Ontology annotation, biological process: DNA repair; negative regulation of transcription by RNA polymerase II; chromatin remodeling. Gene Ontology annotation, cellular component: Swr1 complex; nucleus; NuA4 histone acetyltransferase complex. The record is from RefSeq and is a predicted model, not a curated record.